This is a messenger RNA of Periophthalmus magnuspinnatus, 1428 nucleotides long. It is a transcript of the gene htr3b, whose product is annotated as 5-hydroxytryptamine (serotonin) receptor 3B. NCBI's taxonomy places the organism in Eukaryota, Metazoa, Chordata, Actinopteri, Gobiiformes, Gobiidae. Gene Ontology annotation, biological process: chemical synaptic transmission; regulation of membrane potential; nervous system process. Gene Ontology annotation, molecular function: neurotransmitter receptor activity; extracellular ligand-gated monoatomic ion channel activity; transmembrane signaling receptor activity. Gene Ontology annotation, cellular component: postsynaptic membrane; synapse; neuron projection. The coding region runs from base 52 to 1428 and encodes 458 amino acids. The record is from RefSeq and is a predicted model, not a curated record. The transcript is spliced from 9 exons.
UGCAGGAAUCAAACUGUCAUUGGAUUUUUUACAUGUAUUUUUAACUGCAUAAUGUGUGUGAUUUGGCUUUUCCUGUUGUUGGCGCUUCACAAUUCAGCUGAAUGUGUCCCGUCAAAACCAAAGAGAUCCGCCUUAAACCAGCUCACACGAUCUCUGCUGAGGAACUACAACAGUGGCGUCCGGCCCGUUCACAACUGGACUACAACUACCACAGUUUCCAUUGACCUCAUUUUGCAAUCUGUCCUGGACGUGGAUGGAAAGACCCAAACCGUAACUACAAGUAUUUGGUACAGACAGACCUGGACAGAUGAGUUCCUGGUGUGGGAUCCUGAUGACUUUGACGGCAUUACUGAAAUUUCACUGUCGUCCGACGCCAUAUGGGUGCCUGAUGUCAUCGUUACCGAAUUCGUGGAUGACGGGAAGUCUCCUCACAUCCCUUAUGUUUACGUGGACUCCAACGGGCUGGUGAAGAACUACCGGCCUGUGCAGGUGGUACUGGCCUGUGCACUGGACAUGUACGCCUUCCCCUUCGACAAGCAGAACUGCAGCCUCACCUUUCGCAGCUGGCUACACUCAGUGACUGAAGUGAACCUGUCGUGGAUGAGGGACACAGAGGCCAUAGCGCAGGACAAGAGACAGUUCAUGAACGAUGGAGAGUGGGAGCUGCUGGCUAUCCCCUCCCACUACAGACAAGUCCACUACGGAGACAGCCAGUACGCUCACAUACAGUUCCAUGUGCUGAUCCGCCGGCGCCCCCUGCUGUACGUGGUGGGCCUACUCAUCCCCAGUCUGUUCCUCAUGCUGGUAGAUGUGAUCAGCUUUUACCUCCCCCUGGGCAGUGACACACGCAUCGCCUUUAAGAUCAGUAUUCUGCUGGGCUACACCGUGUUCAGAGUCAACCUGACAGACGAGCUGCCAGCCUCUGCGCUUACCACUCCACUCAUAGGUGUGUACUUCGUGGUGUGCAUGGCUCUGCUCAUGCUUAGUCUGAUAAAGUCCAUUGUGGUGGUGAAGCUCCUGCACCACGGGGAGCAAGGGGUGAGGCAGAUGUCUGUGUCGGCCUGUCUGCUGCACACGUACGCCUCCUCACAUGUAAACGCAGAGACACCAGAAGACGCUCUCACCUCCAUCACUGCCCUGCCUACGGACGAGCUAGAGGAUGAGUUCUCUCUCAAGGGCUCGCUGGAGGAGGACCUGGCCUCUCUCUCCUCGCUGCAGGAUGCCCCCUCUGGUCUGGAGUGGUUACUGCAGGAGCUGGUAUCCCUGCGUGAGGGUCUGUCUGAGGAGGACAGUGAAGGCUCUGCGCAGGCUCAGUGGUUGUCCCUCUGUCUGAAGCUGGACGUGCUUCUCUUCAGGGUGUAUCUGCUGGUGUUAGGGGUGUACACGGGGACUCUGCUGCUGCUCUGGGCGAGCUGGAGCAGAGCAUGA